UCCUGUUUUUACUUUGAAAAUAUUGAAAUGUCCGAGUUCGACACGCGACUUAUAGAAUUGGUGAGGGCUAAUCCCAAGCUUUAUGAGCGGGAACUAAGGAGCACGCCCUAUGAAGCCCAUAAAAAGCGGAACUCGGAGAUCUGGGGCAGCAUCUCAACAUCCUUGAAUACCGAUGUUAAUGCCUGCGUCAGUCGCUGGAACCAUCUGGUGGCCAAGCAGCGUCGAGAGUUGGCCAAGGAAAAAUCCGGAGGCACUGGCUCCGAUUGGAGCCUUCUGCCUCAUCUCCAAUUUCUGCAACAUCAUCACCAUCCUAUUAAUCAUCGAAAUUCGGGAGAUUUGAGUCGAAACUCCCUGAAAUCCAUCGAGGAAGUCCACGACGAAGAGGAUCCGCUACAGGAAGCCAUGGAUGAGCAGUUGGCCGUCGCGGGAGUAGCCCCGCCACCCACAAAUCCUCAUCCUGCCCCGUCCACUGCACCCGUUAGGGCAGAAAAGAGGAUAGAGGCCCUGUUGGAAGGGCUUGGAGAAGCCAACCGCAUAAAGGCGGAGAAAAGGAUUCUGGCCUACCUCUGCAAAUGCAAUCUGCGCGCCCUUAACGACGAACAAAUCGAUGAUAUAGUUAUAUAGAAUGGAAUAUAAUUUAGUCACAAAACAUCUCUAAAAAACGUAA
Molecule: messenger RNA, 667 nt
Organism: Drosophila subpulchrella
Lineage: Eukaryota; Metazoa; Arthropoda; Insecta; Diptera; Drosophilidae
Exons: 2
Coding region: 28-624 (198 amino acids)
Biological process (GO): regulation of transcription by RNA polymerase II
Cellular component (GO): transcription regulator complex; nucleus
Source: RefSeq, a predicted model, not a curated record